AGGGAAACGGCCCGGAUGCUAAUGUCUGCAACACCCGGCGGUUGAGUUGUGUGGGAUGGAGUUUCGUUGACACACAGCAGCGCGACGUGAAAUCUGUAUCGAGUGUUUCUUCCUCCUGACGCAGCGGGAUCCACCGGGAGCAACAUGGCGGACGUCAUCAUCAUCAGGGUUCAGACCCCGGAGGGGAUGAGGAAGAUCUCGUCUACCAAGAGGGAGACGGCGGCUGCAUUCCUGAAGAAGGUGGCCACAGAGCUCGGCUUCAGUGCCAACGGCUUUUCAAUUUAUCUGAACCGCAACAAGACGGACGAGAUCCUGUCCCAGAGCAAGACCAUGAGCCUGCUGAACAUCAAGCAUGGCGACAUGCUGUACUUGGUCCCCACAGGCCCCGCCUCCUCCCCCGGGGAGGUCAUGGACACCGCCACGCCGCACUCGUCUUCGUACCUGCCGUCCGUUUCGUCGUCCUCGUCUUCGUUCUCCUCCUCGUCCUCCGCGAUGCCGCGGUCCUUCUCGGCGCCGCAGAUCCAAGAGGAUGAGAUCGACCAGUACCUGACGAAGCAGGACGGCAAGAUCUACAGGAACAAAGACCCCCAGCUAUGUCACCACGGCUCCCUUGGGAAGUGUGUGCACUGCGUACCGCUGGAGCCCUUUGACGAGGACUACCUGAACCACCUGGACCCGCCGGUGAAGCACAUGUCGUUCCACGCGUACCUCCGGAAGCUGACGGGCGGCGCCGACAAAGGGAAGUUUGCGGCGCUGGAGAACAUCAGCUGUAAGAUCAAGUCCGGCUGCGAGGGCCACCUCCCCUGGCCCGAGGGCAUCUGCACCAAGUGCCAGCCCAGCGCGCUCACGCUCAACCGACAGAAAUACCGCCACGUGGACAACAUCAUGUUCGAGAACCACACCACGGCCGACCGCUUCCUGGACUUCUGGAGGAAGACGGGCAGCCAGCGGAUGGGCUACCUGUACGGCCGCUACACGGAGCACAAGGUCAUCCCGCUGGGCAUCCGCGCCGAGGUGGCCGCCAUCUACGAGCCGCCGCAGAAAGCGACCCAGAACAGCCUGGAGCUGGUGGAGGACCCCAAAGCUGCAGCCGUGGACGAGAUCGCCGCCAAGCUGGGCCUGUGCAAGGUGGGUUGGAUCUUCACUGACCUGCUGUCUGAGGACACGAGGAUAGGAACGGUCCGCUACACGAGGAACCAUGACUCUCACUACCUGAGUGCGGAGGAGUGCAUCACAGCCGGAUACUUCCAGAACCUUCACUCCAACAGCUGCCGGCUCUCCAGAGACGGACACUUUGGAUCCAAGUUUGUCACCGUGGUGGCGACAGGCGGCCCUGACAACCAGGUGCACUUUGAGGGCUACCAGGUGUCCAAUCAGUGCAUGGCGCUGGUGAAGGACGGGUGUCUGCUGCCCUGCAGAGACGCCCCAGAGCUCGGCUUCGCCAAGGAGUCGUGCACCGAGCAGUACAUGCCCGACGUCUUCUACAAGGACAAAGACAAGUUUGGGAAUGACGUGACGUUCCUGGCGCGGCCUCUUCCUGUGGAGUACCUCAUCAUUGACAUCACCACCACCUUCCCAAAGGACCCUCAGUACACGUUCUGCUCCACACAGAGGUUCCCCAUCGAGAACCGAGAGAUCCUGGGAGAGACGCAGGACUUCAAGAGCUUAUCCACAUACCUGUCCCAGUGCACCUCCACGUCGUUCCUGGACAUCGUGUCGGACUUCCACCUGCUCCUCUUCCUGGUGACCAAUGAGGUCAUGCCCCUGGGGGACAGCAUCGGGCUGCUGCUGGACGCUGUGAGGACCUCCAAUGAAGACCUGGCUCAGACCUGGAAGAAGUCCGAGCAGUGGGCCACCAUCGAGCAGCUGUGCAGCACCGUGGGCGGGCAGCCGUCCAGCUCCCAGAGCUACGGGGGGGCCAUGGGGGGCCCCUCGGCCCCGGCCUCCUCCUCCGCCAUGUGGUCCUGCCUCCACUGCACCUUCAUGAACCAGCCCGGCACGGAGCACUGCGAGAUGUGCAGCCUGCCCCGCGGUUAAGGCGCUAUGCCCCGCCCCCCUGCCCCGCCCCCUCGCCAGUGACAUCGCUGCACCAGGUCCAGCUGAGAGACCCCCCCCCCCCUUAUUUGUUUUCUUUGGCCUCGCGUUGAAGCGUCUGUCCCUCCAUCAACGUCAUCAAGUAUAUCUGAUUAACCCAGAAGUGUUACUUUUGUCGCCCCCCUCAAAUAAUCAGAGACUGGAGUGCCCCCCCCCCCUCACUCCCAACGUCUUCUGGAUGAAUCUUGCUGUGCAUAAGUACAUUUGAAGAAUGAUACUGUUAUUUAAUUAAGCUUCUUCUUCUUCUUCUUUUUUAAUGAUCAGCUUGUCGCUUUACACUCUGACUCUUCAGCGUUGAGGUCCCGGUCUCUGACGAGCCCCUUAAAGUACAAUCAGACCCCUGAAGCUCCGCCCCCGGAGGCCCUUUGAAGAGUUUAUAUUCUGAGCGUUGAAUGACUUCCCACGUUGUUCCUAAACUUCUCCUGCCGGCUCGUUGGAUUUGUAGCUUCUUGUUGAGCUCGGCAGAGCAGCAUGCGUCUCCUCUGGGUCUCCAUGUGGCCCCUGUGACUCCCUCUGGGUCUCCAUGUGGCCCCGUGACUCCCUCUGGGUCUCCAUGUGGCCCCCGUGACUCCCUCUGGGUCUCCAUGUGGCCCCCGUGACUCCCUCUGGGUCUCCAUGUGGCCCCUGUGACUCCCUCUGGGUCUCUAUGUGGCCCCUGUGACUCCCUCUGGGUCUCCAU
Pseudoliparis swirei is the source of this 2773-nucleotide messenger RNA. It is a transcript of the gene nploc4, whose product is annotated as NPL4 homolog, ubiquitin recognition factor. Gene Ontology annotation, molecular function: ubiquitin protein ligase binding; ubiquitin binding. The transcript is spliced from 17 exons. NCBI's taxonomy places the organism in Eukaryota, Metazoa, Chordata, Actinopteri, Perciformes, Liparidae. The record is from RefSeq and is a predicted model, not a curated record. Gene Ontology annotation, cellular component: nucleus. Gene Ontology annotation, biological process: ubiquitin-dependent protein catabolic process. The coding region runs from base 145 to 2037 and encodes 630 amino acids.